AAUGUUUUUUUUAUUCAUUCCUAUCACUUUUUAUCAAUGCUGAGCAGAUUCAAUUUGGACACAAACUUAUUCUUAUUUUACUAGGCUUAUUUUGUGUACUGAUUUCGACCAUCUCCGCGAACAAGCAUACCAUGAAGACCAACGAAUGUGCACAGAGUUGAUUCCACAGUUGCGCUAGCAGAGAUAAAUAAAAUCAUGUGCGCGUUGAACAUGGUCAUGUGACCACGGUGAUUCGUAACCCGGAACAAGUAGCUCUUUCUAGUCAUUCAUUCGCUGCUUAUGGUCCUCGCCAUACUGACAGAAGCUUUGUGGAAUAGUGAUUUGGACUCCCCCCUUCCCCCCCAAAAUGGCAGCGGACCCAAUGGAGAUUGACGACUCCCUGUACAGCCGUCAGCGCUAUGUAUUGGGUGACAGUGCCAUGCACCAGAUGGCCCAGUCUUCCGUCUUUCUCAGCGGACUGGGAGGUCUGGGAAUUGAGAUUGCAAAGAAUAUAGUGCUUGCAGGAGUAAAGGCAGUGACAAUCCAUGACACAAAACAGUGUGAGAUGUGGGAUCUAGGAACCAAUUUCUUCAUUCGUGAGGAGGAUGUCCUGAACCAAAGGAAAAGAGUGGAGGCAGUGCACCCGCGGGUCGCCGAGCUGAACCCCUACGUCCAGGUCAACACGUCCAGCUCCGCCCUGGACGAGAACACUGACCUCAGCUUCCUGAAGAAUUAUCAGUGUGUCAUUCUUACCGAAGCCAGGCUUAAGCUGCAGAAGAAGGUGAAUGAUUACUGCCACUCACAGCAGCCUCCCAUUAAAUUCAUCGGCUGUGAUGUGUUCGGUAUCUGCGCUCGGGUGUUCUGUGAUUUUGGGGACACUUUCGAGGUGUCUGACCCGACUGGAGAAGAGCCUAAGGAGGUGUUUGUGCAGAACAUCACUCAGGACAACCCGGGGGUGGUGACAUGCAUGGACAACCGUACCCACGGGCUACAGACGGGUCAGAGCAUCCUGUUCCGGGAGGUCCAUGGCAUGACUGAGCUCAACGGAACACUUCGGCAGGUUACAGUGUUGUCCCCCUACAGCUUUUCCAUAGGGGACACAUCCAGGCUGCAGCCCUAUGCCCACGGGGGGAUCUUCCUCCAGAUAAAGACUCCCAAAACCUAUAGCUUUGAAAGGCUGGAGGAGCAGCUGUUGGAACCACAAGUUCUCACCCCUGAUUUCAGCAAACCAGAGGCUCCACUGCAGGUUCACGCUGCUCUGCUCGCCCUUGACUCCUUUCAGGAGCAGCAUCACAGGCUGCCCAGUGUUGGGUGUCUGCAGGACGCGGAGGUUUUGGUGAAGCUGACCGAGGAGGUGAACGAGAGCCUGAAGAACAGGGCGCCUGUGAACCAGGAGCUGGUGCGCUGCGUGUCCCGCACGGCUCGGGGGUCGCUGGCACCCCUCGCGGCUGCUGUCGGGGGCAUCGCCAGUCAGGAGGUGCUGAAGGCUCUGACGGGGAAGUUCGCCCCCCUGCAACAGUGGUUCUACCUGGAUGCCAUCGAGGUGGUCAGGCCUCUGCAGUCUCUCGCUGCGGAAGAGUUUGUCCCAAAGGGGGAUCGGUACGACGCCCUGCGGGCUUGCAUUGGGGAGACCAUGUGCCAGAAAUUGCACCAGCUCAGGGUGUUCAUGGUGGGCUGCGGUGCCAUUGGCUGCGAGAUGCUCAAAAACUUUGCCCUGCUGGGAGUGGGUCUGUCAAACUACUCUGGAGAGAUAUGUAUCACAGAUCCGGAUUUGAUUGAGAAGUCCAACCUGAACCGGCAGUUCCUCUUCAGACCGCAUCACAUACAGAAGCCCAAGAGCACUACAGCGGCAGCAGCCACCCUGGAGAUCAACCCUCAGCUGCAGAUUGACGCGCACCUGAACAAGGUGUGUCCCGCCACGGAGGCCAUCUACAGCGAUCAUUUCUACUCCGGGCUCCACCUGGUGGUCACGGCGCUCGACAACGUGGAGGCCAGGAGAUACGUGGACAGCCGCAGUGUGUCGAACCAGAAGCCUCUUUUGGACUCGGGGACGAUGGGGACGAAGGGACACACGGAGACCAUCGUGCCAAACCUGACAGAGUCCUACAACAGCCAUAGAGACCCUCCAGAUGAGGAGAUACCUUUCUGCACUUUGAAGUCUUUUCCUGCUGUCAUCGAACACACGAUACAGUGGGCGAGAGACAAGUUUGAGAGUGCCUUCUCUCACAAGCCCUCCAUCUACAACAUCUUCUGGCAGACCUACUCCUCCGCUGAGGAGGUGCUGCAGAGGAUGAAGUCGAGGGAGAGCCUGGAGGGGUCAUUCCAGGUCAUCAAGCUGCUGAGCAGAAGGCCCACCCAGUGGGAGCACUGCGUCACCCUGGCGCGCCUCAAAUUCGACAAGUACUUCAAGAGAAAGGCCUUGCAGUUGCUGCACUCUUUUCCGCUGGACACUAGACUGAAGGAUGGCAGUUUGUUUUGGCAGUCUCCAAAACGACCCCCGUCCCCAAUAGAGUUCGACUUGAAGGACCCAUUGCACUUCAUCUUCAUUGUCAGCGCUGCCAGACUCUUUGCUGCCAUUUACAACAUCCCAUACUCAGAGAAGGACCUGUCACAGGAGGUGGUGUCCCAAAUAAUUUCAGACAUAAGUAUCCCAGAAUACAUCCCUGCAGAGAAGCGUAUUGAGACCGAUGAGACGGCCAAGAAACCAGACCACACGAAGCUGACGGUGAGCAGCGAGGAGGAGAGAGAGGCCAUCAGUCAGCUGGAGGAGGCCAUCGCCUCUCAGUCUGUCACCCCAGACCGCUUGCGCAUGUCCCCGGUCCUGUUCGAGAAGGACGACGACACCAACGGCCACAUGGACUUCGUGGCGUCGGCGUCCUCGCUGCGGGCCCGCAUGUACGGCAUCAAGGCAGCCGACCGGCUCAAGACCAAGCGCAUCGCGGGCAAGAUCAUCCCCGCCAUCGCCACGGCGACCGCCGCCGUGGCCGGACUGGUGGCAGUAGAGGCUAUCAAAGUGGUGGGAGGCUAUGACUUUGAGGCCUUCAAGAACUGCUUCUUCAACCUGGCCAUUCCAGUCGUGGUGCUCACAGAAACCGCCAAAGUCAAGAGGACUCAAAUCAGAGAAAACAUCUCCUUCUCCAUCUGGGACCGCUGGACCAUCCACGGUCAUGAGGACUUCACCCUGUCUGACUUCAUGAACGCUGUGCGGGAGAAGUAUGGCAUUGAGCCCACCAUGGUGGUCCACGGGGUGAAGAUGCUAUAUGUGCCAGUGAUGCCUGGACACAGCAAGAGGCUCAAACUGACAAUGCAGAAACUGAUCAAGCCCUCGUCAGACAGGAGGUACGUGGACCUGACCGUGUCUUUCGCUGCCGAGGCAGACGGGGACGAGGACCUGCCCGGUCCCCCGGUGAGAUACUACUUCAGCCAGGAGGGGGCGGCAGAGAGGGCCUGACGAGCAGAAGCCCCUCCCCCUCUCUGAGCUCCACUGACUCCACCCUAUGGACCACUAGAAGAAUAGCACUUGACAUGACUGUGUAUAUAGUUUUUCUACUGGUAUUAUUUUAUUGCAUAGCUUCGUCUGUGCUGAUGCUGAUGCCUUAAACAAUGUGUUUCAUGUGAUACUGAUGAAAAAAAUAGCGAUGAUGAUGAUGAUGAUGACGAUGAUAAAGAAGAUGAUAAUAAAAUCAGUGUUGGCACCUUCCUAGGCUUGUUUGGGGGAAAACGCCCCAGGGAGACGUGAGAGGUGGAACAUGUGGGGCUGGGUAUACGUUGUGUUUUUUUGGGUUUCCUUUCUCACGCUGUUAACAGUGUUCGGCCUUGACUGCGCGGGUUGAGGAAGCGUCAAUGAAAAGCCUCCGAAUCACCAAAGAUUGUCGUCAAGUUUUUUUUUUUUUUUUUCCUCUCAAGUGUAAUAGUUUGAAUUUGUGCAAAACAAAAUGCUGGACUGUGAAUUAGCUGCAAAUGGUGCCAUGUGGUACCUCUAUCACAGGAUAUAAUGCAAUCCACCAUCAGAGAGAGUCAUUGAAUUUCAUGUAGGAAGGCAGGAUGGUAGACAACGUUUUAAACGGAUUGUUGAGGCGUAUGGUGAGAAUGCAGUGAACACUUACCAGUGAUGAGACCCAUGAUGGUCAGCAUGGAAAGGUUCAUUAGCAAUGUCCUGUGGAACUGGUGCAGGUCGUCUGUCCGUGUGUUCAUUCAUAGUCUGGAGCCCGGAGCCUGUCAGAGUAACCAGGCCCUGUGCUCAUGGAGGACCUCCAUCACUGUGUUUCCCUACUUCACUAUGCAGGGAACCGAGAUCUACAAACACCAUAUCGAAAUUCAGGCCUUUAAUUUUAAAACUUUUUUUCUUUUUAUUUUUAAAUCUUCAUUAAUGUGGUCAUUAUUUAUAGCAUAUGUGCAUCCUGUCUAUUUAUUUUCUUGUAAUUACUUGCCUCCAGUAGGGUUGUGAAGUAUGAAAAAUGGCCAAUGAGACAAAUUUAAGGACACUGCAUUGUGCUACUUGCAGACUUGUGCUCGCUGUCUGGGUGUGUUCUCUGAAUUUGUAAACCUCAUGUGUAUCUUGGACUGGAAGUGACUGCUACGCUAUAUUAUGAUUUAAAAUCCUGGAGGGCAAUGGGGUGACCCGCAUGCACUAAAGAUACACAAAUUAGACUUAGCUCUGAUGUUUGCCCAAAAUUGAGAUGAAUGAAGAAGGGAUAGGUCUGCACUCGUGGCAGUGUUUCUGUUGCAACUUCUCUCUUGUGAAGCAGACUAGGCGACGUCAAAGACGAGGAAUAGACUUUGCCAAUGUCAUCUGUGCACAUUGUCGGAGAUACAGACCGUCUUCGUCAUUUAUCAAAUCCUCCAGUACUCAUUGGAGAGGUACUUUGCCUGGAUUACAACAGCACUAACAAUGGCAAUGGUUCAUGCUAGCCUGUUGAAUAUAACAUUCAUAUACAAGUUAACCAUCCAGCCCAGGCUUUGUAAUCUGGGGUUUGGUUUAUGUAAUUAUUGCCCAAAUGCAUCUGUCACAUUGAUUUAUCCUUGGAUAACUUGAGGGAUCGUGUUUCCGAGUGCACCUGGCCCAGAUGACAGUGGUGCUUGUAGUGUGGGUGCGGCGCUUCCCUUUCCCACUCCUGGUUCCCCUCCCUCCCCCCAGAUAAUGCCGGUGUCUCUUCCAGCCAGUGGUCUGAUCAUUCAUUUAAGUGCUUCCAGGAUUCAUUCAUCCAGCUCAUUUCCCAUAGGCAGGGGUUGCUUCAGCGAGCAGGUGUGUCCACAUAAUACUCUCAAUGCGAUUUUCUCUAACAAUCAGUCAGUCUGCAAAUCAAGGAAGUGGAACCUAUUUUGACCACAUGACGGAGAAAUGAACUUGUUGCUGAGAACUGAUCCCUUUGAUUAUAUUCCGUUAAGUAAAUAUAGGAUAUUAUUUCAUUAUGGCACAUAUUUCUGUCUCUGACAUAAUUUGGCCAACAGGGAGCAGAAAUUGUAAAUGGGUGUUUCAGACUAAAGAGCAAUUGACAGCAUUUUACUCUUGGGAAAUUGCAAUUUGGAUGGAACAAAAAUCUGUACAUACCACAGGGGGGUCCCGGGAGUUCAGUGAGCUAUGUUUAAAAAAGAGAAAAUACAACUGCAGUCGCUUCAUUAUCAGCGCGUCUCUUGAACUGAGCAAAAUACUGGUCGCGUGGUUGUAUAACUGACUCAGAACAUUUUUUUUACGUCAUUAACCGUUUCUCAUAAUCAGCACCGAGUGGAUAGCCAGCAGCCUCCAAAUGUGAGGUACUUAAACCUUAUGCGGUGUGUUCUCAUGGGUAUCCUUAGAUUCCCGUGUGUCACAUUCUGAGAUUCCUGUAACUUGUGGUCCAUAUAAAACAUAAAAUGACUUUACAGUGUCUCUUCACUGACAUGUACAUCAGUUGCAAAUAGUUGCAUUGUGAAUGAUCUUCAUAGACGUGUUAAGAACAGAAUUUACACUGCUGUGUGCCCUGGCAACCAAACACACACACACACAUAUGCACAGAUAUACGCAGGAAGCAGCAGACAAAAUUCGUUGUGUGGUGUCAUCACUUUUCUCACCCCUAAGUGACCAACUUUCUUUUGCACACAUUUAUUGAGGUGUUCAGCUUCCUUGUUGUGAAAUGAUGUCAGAAGAAUAAAACUAAUGAAACAAUGUACCGUGCUCCUUCUUGUGACAGACGG
This is a messenger RNA of Megalops cyprinoides (Indo-Pacific tarpon), 6153 nucleotides long. RefSeq names its product ubiquitin like modifier activating enzyme 6 (gene uba6). Bases 347 to 3430 code for a protein of 1027 amino acids. Gene Ontology annotation, molecular function: SUMO activating enzyme activity. The record is from RefSeq and is a predicted model, not a curated record. Gene Ontology annotation, cellular component: SUMO activating enzyme complex; cytoplasm. NCBI's taxonomy places the organism in Eukaryota, Metazoa, Chordata, Actinopteri, Elopiformes, Megalopidae. Gene Ontology annotation, biological process: protein sumoylation. The transcript is spliced from 33 exons.